AUGCCUACUGGGAAACAACAGGAAGAUGAGGCAAAGGCACUGAUAACCGCUGUGAUAGAAGAUACUGAUGACAAGUCAAUUGUAGCAUUUACAGAUGGCUCAUGUAGGGGCAACCCUGGACCCUGUGGCUCUGGAGCCUUUGUUUUCCUGCCAUAUGGGGAGACCAUAGAGCUGAAACAGCCAGUUUCCAAACACUCUUCAAUUCUUGUUGGUGAACUGGUUGCAAUUAAGAUUACGCUGGUCCUUGUCACAGAGGAAAUAAAAAAGCGGCAAAUCAAAAAAGUAAAGAUCCUGAGUGAUAGUCAGUCGGCAGUGGGAAUCCUGUCGCUAGGCUGGGAGAACAAUGCAUAUCCCCACCUUUGCUCCGAAAUACGUCAACUAUGGAGACAAGUGGAAGAAACUGGCUGCAAAAUAGACCUCCAGUGGACACCAGGGCAUGCUAACAUACAUGGGAAUGACAAAGCUGACACCCUUGCUAAAGAAGCGGCCAAGGAGGCUGAAGACAUGGAGGCAGAGGAGUUUGAUCAGCCAACCAGUCAGACAGAAAUACGUGCUGCAGCAUCGCUGGCUACCUGUGACAAAUGGCAACGCAGAUGGGAAAUUUCAGAAAGUGGGCGAACUCUCUUCCAGUAUCAACAGAAAGUCAAGCGUAACAAGGUAAACUUUGAUGGCCUACCGCAUCAAAGAAGCAUAUUGGCACUACAGAGUGGUUACUGCUUGAAGACUACAAUUACAAAGUUGGUUUGA
Molecule: messenger RNA, 747 nt
Organism: Mercenaria mercenaria
Lineage: Eukaryota; Metazoa; Mollusca; Bivalvia; Venerida; Veneridae
Product: ribonuclease H-like
Exons: 1
Coding region: 1-747 (248 amino acids)
Biological process (GO): DNA replication, removal of RNA primer
Molecular function (GO): nucleic acid binding; RNA-DNA hybrid ribonuclease activity
Source: RefSeq, a predicted model, not a curated record